Molecule: messenger RNA, 717 nt
Organism: Lodderomyces orthopsilosis Co 90-125
Lineage: Eukaryota; Fungi; Ascomycota; Pichiomycetes; Serinales; Debaryomycetaceae
Product: CFEM domain-containing protein
Exons: 1
Coding region: 1-717 (238 amino acids)
Source: RefSeq, a predicted model, not a curated record
AUGUUAUACAUAUAUACAUUACUUGUUGCUGCUUUGGUAUCACUUGUACAAGCCGAUAACUACGCUACUUACCCCAAAAUUCCAAAAACCGCUUCAAUCAAUGGUUUUGCUGAUCCGAUCGUUGAUUUGUUACCAGACUGUGCUAAAGAUUGUGUUAAAUACAGUACCAAGAAUACUCCAUGUCCAUACUGGGAUACAGGUUGUUUCUGUGUCAUGCCACAAUGGUCUGGUUUAGUUGGUCAAUGUAUUGCUAAAAACUGUAAAGGUGAAGACGUUCAAAGUGCAAGAUUUUUGGCUACUUCAUUGUGUUCAACUGUUGGUGCUAACACCUGGAUGAUGCCAGCAUCCAUCUCAGAUAUGAUGUCUUCUGCUGCUUCGGGAGCUAAAGAAGUUACUACUAUUUCAGGAAAGACAGCAAUGUCAUGGGUUACUGCUCCAGGAAGUUCGGAUUCAAAUGUUGUUUCCGAGACCGGAACAAGUGGCAGUGCUUCUGAAACAGGUGAAUCUGAUUCAGAGACUACCUCGGACUCAGAAUCCCAAUCGGAAUCUUCUGCAAGCAAUAGUGAAUCGGCUAACUCUGCUUCCAGCACAGAGGCAAGUUCAACCACAAGUGAAAGCAGCUCAACUUCUACUGGGUCUACUUCAAAUAUUGCUGUUUUACAAGCUGGUAGUUUAGGAAGUGUGAUCUUCGGUGUUUUGGUCAGUUUCCUCAUGUAA